AUGCACCGUAUUCGUUCGUGGGCGAAAGCUCACGCUUCUACCUCCUCCGCCUCCCAACCCCAGCCCUCCUCCCCAGAAUCCACCGAACGUCCCGAUGAUCCCGAUAUACGAAACCAAAAUGAUCAAGUGAAUAAACCAACCGGUGACCUGGCUUCGGGUUCACCCACCGAUGAUACCUCCGAAAAGAAGGGCUUAGUCCCUCGUGCGAAGGACGGCAGCAUCCGCUUCUUUCGCCACACCAGGACGGCAAUAUGCCAUAGCUGGGUCAAUGUCCUGCUGGUUUUUGUACCGGUCGGAAUUGCCGUUGAGGCAGUUGGACUCAGCCCGUCGAUCAUCUUCGCUAUGAACGCCGUCGCUAUUAUACCGUUGGCUGGACUGUUGAGCCAUGCUACCGAGAGUGUAGCCAGUCGCUUGGGUGAUGCCCUUGCAGCUCUCCUCAACGUCUCCUUCGGUAACGCGGUCGAACUGAUCAUUUUCAUUAUUGCUCUGGUCAAGAAUGAAAUUCGCAUCGUUCAGGCAUCCCUGAUCGGUUCGAUUCUAGCGAAUCUUCUGUUGAUUCUUGGAAUGGCCUUCCUUCUUGGAGGUCUCCGUUUCCAGGAACAAAUCUACAACAGCACCGUCACUCAGAUGAGUGCUUGUCUUCUCAGUCUGGCCGUCACGAGCCUUCUUCUGCCGACUGCUUUCCACGCAUCGUUCAAGGACUCGGAUGUCGCCGACAACAAAACGCUCAAGGUCUCUCGGGGAACCAGCGUCGUUCUGCUUCUGGUUUACGUUCUCUACAUCAUUUUCCAGUUGAAGUCGCACGCCUACCUUUACGCCAGUAUCCCUCAGCAGAUUAUCGAUGAGGAAUCUCACCCCGGUGUGCUAGCUGAUUUCAUGGACUCGUCAUCCGACUCAUCGAGUAGCUCGUCAUCAGACGAGUCGGACGAUACGACGACCUCCUGGACUACAGCGAAGCGGAUAAAGCGUGCCAUGAAAUACAGAAGGCAUCGAAAGGCAAGCGUCAGCUCGCGGGGUACAACCUCGCCUGAACUAGUGCAAAAGCCCUCCGCUGUCGAUGUCUCGUCUUUGCCACCGCGCAAUUUGAGUGCCACCAGUGCUUCCAGCCCUGACCAGCGCGAAGACACUGCGUCAUAUAUUGCGGACGUGGAGAAGGACAGACAAACGACCGAACCGCGGUCUCGUGACUUUGGCGACGACGGUCUCCUGAGCGUGGACGCCAUCACAAUCGCCAGCCGAUCAGACGGUCCCCAGUCUCGGGACUUUGGUCAAGUGCCAAGUAUUCAAUUCAGCGAGACUGACCAUCGACGAUCAAGACGUGAACGGAAGAAGAAGAAGAAGGCUGCCAAAGACGAGGCCAAACAGCCCAUCGUUCCAGAACCGCCUCAGCCUGCAACGAACCCUCGCGUGUCUGCGCUGUCCGUUCAACCAGGCGAGACCGCAGACCUUCCCCGAAAGUGGUCUCCGUUCCGCCCGAACCUCCCAUCUCUGCUGUCAAACACCGUGUUUGCCACACCGUCACCAACCGCUUCAAACGAUCCAUUUGGCAACUUCAACGGCUUGCGGCGUACACACUCCCUGCCAUCCAUGAGCCAGCAUCCUGCUCCCCAGCGUGCACAACGGCCUCACGCAGUCGGCAAUGCUGUUGGUUUCGCCAGAGUAGCUGCGCGUAUGCCACCCGCAGUGAACCCCUCGGCUGAACCGCAGCCGAAGGAGCAGGAAGAGGCCAAUAUGUCCCGUACCGCCGCGGUGGUUCUGUUACUAGUCUCUACCGGUCUCGUCGCAGUGUGCGCCGAAUUUCUUGUCGAUGCUAUCCCGGCCAUGGUCGGCAAUGGCUCCGGUGUCAGCGAGGCCUUCAUUGGUCUCAUUAUCUUGCCCAUUGUCGGUAACGCCGCGGAACACGUAACUGCCGUGACCGUCGCUACCAAGAACAAAAUGGACCUCUCGAUUGGUGUCUCCGUCGGGAGCAGUAUUCAAAUCGCAAUCUUUGUCACGCCCUUGGUAGUCAUACUCGGCUGGAUCAUGGACAAGGACAUGAGUUUGUACUUUACGCUCUUUGAGACGAUCGCCCUCUUCGUCACCUGCUUCGUCGUCAACUUUCUUGUUCUCGAUGGCCGCAGCAAUUACCUUGAAGGCGCGCUGCUUUGUGCGGCGUAUGUCAUUAUCGCUGUUGCCGCCUUCUUUUACCCCGAUAGCGGCCAGUCAAGCGACCUGGGGUCCGCUGGCUAG
Messenger RNA from Aspergillus mulundensis, 2229 nucleotides. RefSeq names its product putative membrane bound cation transporter. Bases 1 to 2229 code for a protein of 742 amino acids. Lineage: Eukaryota; Fungi; Ascomycota; Eurotiomycetes; Eurotiales; Aspergillaceae. Gene Ontology annotation, cellular component: fungal-type vacuole membrane. The transcript is spliced from 3 exons. Gene Ontology annotation, biological process: calcium ion transmembrane transport; intracellular calcium ion homeostasis. Gene Ontology annotation, molecular function: calcium:proton antiporter activity. The record is from RefSeq and is a predicted model, not a curated record.